UCGUCAUCUUCCUUAAUCUUCUUCAGAAUAUCGACAUCCUCUCGACAUCCCUCCGUUUAUCUGUACACGUAAAGCAGAAACUGUACCGCCUUAUAACUCUCUUCGAUCAAAUUAGAGACAAAGAAAACCAUGGCAAAGAUCCCUUUCCGAUUCCAGAAGAUGGGUGCUGCUUUCAGCGAGGCAGCGAGGAUGAGGCUUUGCGAGAGCAGCGGGAGCGAGCACUAUUCUCCCGAUAAUUCCGACCAUGAUCUCUCUGACCUUGUCAAUUCUUUUAUCGAAAGAGACUACAGGAUUGAAGCAGACAACGAACGUCAUCUGGAAAAUGAUUCAAAUCUUGAAGCUCUGGAAAAUUACUGCUCUGAUUCAGCUGAAAACAAACAAUUGUUACAGAAUUUGUUUAAUGACAACGGAGACGACGAUGUGAGGAGAAAUAUUAGCGCCGAAACACAGUUUGCAUGUGGUAUCAUUGGGGAAAGGUCUUCGCAGGGAUUUAAGCGCCGAUUGAUGUCUCGUUUGCGGGACCAGGGCUUUGAUGCUGGUCUUUGCAAAUCCAGGUGGGAGAAAUUUGGGAGGCAUCCGUCUGGAGAAUACGAGUAUGUAGAUGUGAAUGUUAAUGGGGAUCGAUUCAUUGUUGAAGUUUUUCUAGCUGCAGAAUUUGAAAUUGCUCGUCCCAGCAACGGUUACGCUGAAAUGCUUGAUGUUUUUCCACAAGUAUUCAUUGCCAAACCUGAGGAGCUCAAGCAGGUUGUGAGAUUAAUGUGCAGUGCAAUUAGACAGUCCAUGAAAGAGAUGGACAUGCAUGUGCCGCCAUGGAGGAGAAAUGGUUACAUGCUAGCCAAGUGGUUUGGUCCCUACAAGAGGACAAUCAACCAAACUCCAGCUGCUAGAAAGAACUCAUCUCAUGACUCUGUUGCUGCAACACGGUCUAUUGGUUUUGAGCCUUUUCCAGUCAAGGCUUAUCAUUGCAGAGAUGAUGUUUUUUCGACUAAGCUUGGCCUGAAAGUUGGCUAUUUGACUGCUGCCUUCAAUGGCAUCACCUUGGAUAUGCAAUAAUAUAGCACUAGAUAAAGAAUUUUACUACUGAUCAAAAGAUCUAAAUGGCCAAUCUAUGGGCGAAACCCUGGCUAACAAAAGAUCGGUUGAUGCGGUGGCACUUUUUUGUAUAGAAGAAUCAGCAGCGUGGAUUGUUUUAUUGUCAUUGUUAAAUAAAAGGAACUGGUAGCCUGAGAGUUUGAGAGGAUGAAUUGGAUAGGAUUUGAAAGUUUAUUUAUUUAUAUCAAUAUUUAAAUAUCUAAUAUAGGGAUUAAUAAUAAUAAUUUUUUAUAUUGA
This is a messenger RNA of Jatropha curcas, 1329 nucleotides long. Its product is annotated as phosphoenolpyruvate carboxylase, putative (DUF506). The record is from RefSeq and is a predicted model, not a curated record. Lineage: Eukaryota; Viridiplantae; Streptophyta; Magnoliopsida; Malpighiales; Euphorbiaceae.